AUGCACGCCUUCGACGCGCUGCAGUCCCGCUCGGGGAGCCCCUGCGGCGGCGGGCCCGCCCCGGGGGAGGCCCCCGCGCGGAGCAUGGCCGUCCUGCUGAGUAAGAGGGCCGUCGCCUGCCGGGUGGUGCUAAUGUACGGCGCCAUCUCGGCGCUUGUCGUGGCGCUGGCCCUCCUGGGCGGCCGCCCCGGCCUGUUCGCCGCCUUCGGCGUGCUGGUGGUGGCCAUUCCGCACAUCUUCCGGGGCGCCGCGUUGCUGUACGAGCGGCGGCCCGUGCUGGUCGUGGACGCCGAGUCCGGCCUCUCGAUCCGCCGCCCGGCCCUCCUAGGCGAAAGAUUCGCGCCCUUCGGCCCCGAGGUGCGCGUGGCAUGGGACGAGAUCGACCGGUGGGAGGCGUGCUCGGUGAUCGACCCGUGUGGGCUGCCGCCGCGGGACGGCGUCCUCAAGGUGUACCUCAGGGACGCGGGGGGCUUUGUUGCGCGCCAGGGCCUGCUGUGGGGCCGGCUGAGGUUUUGGUGGAAGGGGCUUCGGCACGGCACGCCUCUGGUGGUGUCGGACGCAGUGUUGAGGGACAGCAGCCGGGCGGUUGCGCAAUUCAUGGACGCCGCGAGGGGUGAGGGGGAGGGAUGCCCGCCCCAGGUCCCGUCGCUCGUGGUGGAGCGAUGA
Molecule: messenger RNA, 666 nt
Organism: Ostreobium quekettii
Lineage: Eukaryota; Viridiplantae; Chlorophyta; Ulvophyceae; Bryopsidales; Ostreobiaceae
Source: the annotation of a GenBank genome assembly